Molecule: messenger RNA, 1475 nt
Organism: Physella acuta
Lineage: Eukaryota; Metazoa; Mollusca; Gastropoda; Physidae
Product: flavin reductase (NADPH)
Source: RefSeq, a predicted model, not a curated record
CCACGUUUGUUACAUGGUUGUUACGCCACUGUCCAAAGCCAAGCAGAGCACAUAGCCUAGCAAUAGCAUAGAUAGAUUUACACAGAGGGAUGGGCAAGGCAGUAACUAAAAGCUUGGCUUUCGUUUUUUUUUAAAGUCAGAAAGUAUAUUCAUCUGACCUAGGCCGAGAUCUAGAUCUACAUGUUGGUUAGCACGCGCAACUGUGAAUUAAUGUUGAGCUGUUGCUGCUGUUCGAAAGCAAACCAAGGCUGCUUCCAUCACCAGCAUGAAAGUUGUCAUUCUUGGAGCUACAGGACCCACUGGUAUAGAGCUGACACAUGAGGCUUUACGACGAGGCUAUGAGGUGACACUUCUUGUCAGAAAUCCGGAAAAAGUGACAAUUUUAAAUGAAAAGCUGAAGGUGGUCCAUGCAGACCUCGAGAAGAGUGAUGAACUAGUGGACCACUUGAAAGGCUGUGAUGUUGUUGUCUCAGCACUGGGUGGUAAAGCCGGCAUCAUGACGCCAUGUGAUGUCUACUCCAAGUGUGGUCAAGCUGUGGUCAAAGCCAUGAGGGAGGCUGGCCUGAAAAGGUUGAUUGCUGUCACUGCUUGGGGGACUAAAGAUGAUCCUGGUCUUCCCUUCAUCUGGCGUUGGGUGCUCAAGCCCUCCUUCCUGCGCAACAUAGUUAAAGACAUGGAGGUGUUUGAGGAGUUCCUGCUCACAGAUUGCAGUGACAUUAACUACACAGUUGUUCGACCCCCUCGGCUUACCACUGACCCUUCUGAUGGUGAAAAAGUGCUAGUGAAUGAAGGUUUGUAUGUGCCUGACAUCACCAACAACAGCAUCACACGACAAGACCUGGCCAAAUUUAUGCUGGAUGCUAUUGGCAACCAGGAGUACUACAAAAAAAUGGUGGCAGUAGCUGGAGGAGCCACUACUGAAAAAAAAUGACCUUAGCACUACAGAAACAUUCACAUGUCUACAAUAAUUCAAUGAAAUCUUUGAAAAAAUAAUUGAUGGUAUUUUCCAUUUUAUGGGUUUUUAUAUCAUUGGUUUUUCAAAAGAGUGAGUGUUUAUUAUCAAUGUUUCAUUCAAACAUAAUUGAUGAAUUUAGUAGGGAUUGUUGAGCAAAUAUCAAGGAUGGAAGUUCAGUUCAUUUACAUAUUAAAAAAUUGUGUUUAGUGUGUAUGUGGUUUGUGAGUGGAGUGUAAUAUUGAUUACCCUUUUUUGACUUUGUAAAUUAUGUGAAAAUACACUGCUUUCAUUAACAUAUAAAAACUAUAACUAUUUAACUAACUAAAAUGCUGCAAGUAAGAAAAAAGUCACAAUUCAAUAAUUGUGACAAACCAGCUUAAAUGGACAAAUUUUUGUUCAAAAUGUUCAUACAUGUAUAGAUCCCAAAUGGAUUUCAUAUUUCUAAUGAGCAGAUCUUAAUCUUUCUAUGACAUUUUCCUUUAGAAAUAUCAAAAGUGUAUGUUUUGCUGGAUAAAAUUCC